Rhodotorula toruloides NP11 is the source of this 1317-nucleotide messenger RNA. RefSeq names its product nucleosome assembly protein 1-like 1. Gene Ontology annotation, cellular component: chromatin; nucleus. Gene Ontology annotation, molecular function: histone binding; chromatin binding. Gene Ontology annotation, biological process: nucleosome assembly. The transcript has 6 exons. Lineage: Eukaryota; Fungi; Basidiomycota; Microbotryomycetes; Sporidiobolales; Sporidiobolaceae. Bases 1 to 1317 code for a protein of 438 amino acids. The record is from RefSeq and is a predicted model, not a curated record.
AUGGCUCAGAACAUCCCGACCGACCCUUCGCGCCUCGGACCCGGCGGCGACGUCGCCCCGACUCCCCAGAACACGCCUGCCGUGCACACCUUGACUGGCAGCAUGAUCUCCCGCCCCCAGAUCCCGGCCACCCUGGGUGAGGAGGACGAGGGCGUCGAGACCAUCGGCAGCCGCGACGCUCAGGGCCUCGGCGCGCUCGCUGGGAACCCUGCUUUCGCCUCGCUCGUCCAGAACCGCCUCUCGGGCCUGAUCGGCCGCUCGUCGGGCUACGUCGAGUCUCUCCCUCCCGCGAUCCAGUACCGCCUGACCGCGCUCAAGGGCGUCCAACGCGACCACUCUGCCCUCGAGGCCGAGUUCCAGAAGGAGAUCUUUGAGCUCGAGAAGCGGUUCGCGGAAAAGUACCGCCCCUUGUACGAGCGUCGUCGUGCGAUCAUUGAGGGCGCGGACGAGCCCAAGGAGGACGAGAUCGAGAAGGGCGUCAAGGUUGAGGAGGAGGAGGACGAGGACGACUUUGAGGACGAGGACGAGGACGAGGACGAGGAGGAUGAGGGCGCGCACAAGAAGCAGCACGGCGUCAAGCCCACGGCCGAAGAGCUCGCCUCGGCGCCCAAGGGUAUCCCCGAGUUCUGGCUCACCGCGCUCAAGAACCACCUCGGCUUGUCGGAGCUCAUCACCGAGCGCGACGAGGAGGCUCUCAAGCACCUCGUCGACAUCCGCGUCACCUACCCCGAGGGCGGCAAGAGCGGCUUCACCCUCGUCUUUGAGUUUGGUCAGGGCGCCCAGGAGUUCUUCGAGAACAAGAACCUCGAGAAGACGUACUACUACCAGGACGAGGUUGGCUACGAGGGCGACUUUGUCUACUCGCAUGCCGAGGGAACCCAGAUCCAGUGGAAGGAGGGCAAGGAUUUGACCGUCAAGAUCGAGACAAAGAAGCAGCGGAACAAGAACACGAACCAGACCCGGAUCGUCAAGAAGGUCGUUCCUACCGAGUCGUUCUUCACAUUCUUCAACCCGCCCAAGCCUCCCUCGGAAGACGACGACGACGACGCGUCGAUCGCGUCCGACCUCGAGGAGAAGCUCGAGCUCGACUACCAGAUCGGCGAGGACCUCAAGGAGCGCGUCGUGCCCCGCGCCAUCGACUUCUUCACCGGCAAGGCUCUCCGGUUCGGACAGGAGGCCGACUUUGACAGCGAGGACUACGACGACGAGUUUGACGACGAGGACGACGACGAUGAGGAGGGCGGCCGCGCACCUGUCCCGCCGAUGGGCAACACUCCUGGAUCGCACCAGGAGCCGUCCGAGUGCAAGCAGCAGUAA